AUGGACGCCUGGCGCGGAUCUUGGGGUCUGGCGGUCCCGUCGCCCCCCCGGAACUUCUCGGAUUGCCCCCGCGGCAUUGAGUGGGUGUGGAACGCGUUCGGGGAGUGCGCGUCCGACGGCCGGGACCUGGCCAGCGUCGUCUUGGGGCUCUUCUCCAUCUUGUGCUUCGUCGCCGCCUCCUUCCCGCAGUACUUCCGCUCGUGUAAGACGGGGAACAUGGACGAGGCGCUCUCCAUCUGGUUCCUGUUGGGGUGGCUGGCGGGUGACACGUGUAACUUUGUGGGGGCCUUCCUGUCAAAUCAGCUUCCUAUCCAGACGUACACGGCGAUUUACUACGUGCUGGCGGACAUUUUCAUGCUUUCCCUCUACAUGUACUACAAGUAUCGCAACCAGCGCACCAGCUGUGAGUACACAUCAAAAAUGUAUUCUGUUACUUUGUACAAACGCGUCAAAACAUCGAAUACGUUUCGGCCGAGGACGCCGAUUUCCCUAAUGACCUCCGAGUCGGUUUGUGUCUUCCAGCCGUUCACCACCCAGGAGAUCAUCGGAUGUGCAAUCGGUUCCGUGUCCUCCAUGUUCUACCUCAUCUCUAGACUGCCGCAGAUCAUCACCAACUUUCGGAGGCGGUCCACGGAGGGUCUGGCCCUGUCCCUCUUCUGUAUGGUCAUUGUGGGGAACCUGACCUACGGCCUCAGCAUCCUCCUGAAGAACCCCGACAAGGACCAAUCAGAAGCCAAUUACAUCGAGCACCACUUGCCUUGGCUGAUCGGCAGUCUGGGGGUCAUGAGCCUGGACUGUGUUAUUAUCUUCCAGUUCUUCGUCUUCGGUGCAAAGCGGCCGGAUGUCGGUGAGCCGGGAGAACGGGAUCCCCUUCUACAUGGCAACAGGAGGGCCGGGACCCCCGACAAAUGA
Molecule: messenger RNA, 912 nt
Organism: Nanorana parkeri
Lineage: Eukaryota; Metazoa; Chordata; Amphibia; Anura; Dicroglossidae
Product: lysosomal amino acid transporter 1 homolog
Exons: 7
Coding region: 1-912 (303 amino acids)
Source: RefSeq, a predicted model, not a curated record